This is a messenger RNA of Hipposideros armiger (great roundleaf bat), 426 nucleotides long. RefSeq names its product developmental pluripotency associated 3 (gene DPPA3). The coding region runs from base 1 to 426 and encodes 141 amino acids. The transcript has a single exon. Gene Ontology annotation, biological process: epigenetic programing of female pronucleus. The record is from RefSeq and is a predicted model, not a curated record. Gene Ontology annotation, cellular component: nucleus. Lineage: Eukaryota; Metazoa; Chordata; Mammalia; Chiroptera; Hipposideridae.
AUGGACUCACCAAAGAAGCUUAGCCCAACCUACAUCCCAGAGUCUCCUCAGAUACCCAACGAAGAAGAUUCAGCUGGCUCUCAAGCUGUCCCAGAAGUACUAGCAAAGAACCCUAAUAACUUGACGCUCAACCCUAGUACCAAACUCCCUUCCCUUCUACCAGAAUGUUCACCCCAACAGCAGGACAGAGAAAAGAACUUACAGGGGCGUGGACUGGGGCUGGGUCAAGGCAUGCUCUACAGAAGGAGAUGUGAUGUAAGGACAUUGGCAACUGCUAGGAAAGAAAGGAUGCAAAGGAUGUUACAAGUGAUUAGAUCCUACACCCUGUCCCUGCUUCAAAAAGACCCGCAGGAGAGGAAAAUUGAGAUUGAAUCACGAUUCAGAAGAUUUAGAUGUAGCUCUCAUUAUUAUAUCAGAUCCUUCUGA